This is a messenger RNA of Zootoca vivipara (common lizard), 1123 nucleotides long. The record is from RefSeq and is a predicted model, not a curated record. NCBI's taxonomy places the organism in Eukaryota, Metazoa, Chordata, Lepidosauria, Squamata, Lacertidae.
CUCUCACCUCUCAUAUUUAGGUUUAUGGUUGAAUCCAGUUUUAGCAAGUUCAUCUAUUGAUUUCUUUUUUAAAAAAAAAAAAGUAUAUAUGUGGCUCCCUAUAAAAGAUGUUGCUUAAAAUAUGUAUAUGCAAGGGUUGUAAUUUUAGACUAGACUAGUUCCAGCGCAUAGUUCACUAAAUCUCUGAGGAUAUAAAGUGGAGAGCUAUUUAAAAAGUGCAGAGAGAUAGAUUUAGGAGUCCUCAAAAUACGUAAUUUAGGAUCUUAGUGCUCUUUUAGACUUCAGUUAUUCAUUUCAAGACACAUCAUAAAUGCUUCUGUAACUAGCACACUUUAAGGUCAUUUGAAGUCAAGUUCCGAUAAAUGGACAUAUUUGAUAAAUAGUUUUGCUUUGGAUUGGUUGCCAAGGCUUCCUAUUGUUCUUGAUUUUUCUCUCAGGUUGUGCAACGACGAGUAUUUCCCAAGUAAACACCUGUUAGGAUUGUUAAUGUGUACUGAUUAACUCUGAAAGCGCUGCUGCUAAUAAGUGUUACGAUUAUUGUAUACUAGUAUAUAAGCAGACAAUCAGCCUUGUGGGGCUAUCCAGCAAGGUGACAGAUCUCCUAAGCCUCCGUGCGUAUGAGCAAGCAAAGUUCUCCUUGUCCCUCUGGCUUCCAUUGGCUCAGCUGCUCAGGUGUCAUCGAGGAGCAGGGCAAUAUAUGCGGGAUGAUCCUGGUCUACUUUUUGUAAAAGCAUUUCUUUUAAAAACAGAUGGACCUCUUGGCCCUCGAGGAUUAGCUGAAGCUACUGAGAUGUGCACUCAAGAAUGCCUGGUCCUGGGUCACUCAGACAACUGUUGGAUGCCUCCCUCUUUGGGUUCGUACCAGCAGCCAAAGUCUCCACUCUCCACCUUUGCACCUCAGAAGGAAUGGGUUAAGAAAGACAAACUGGUGAAUGGCCACACGUUGACCAGAACCUGGAAAGAAGACAGCAACAGAAACCAGUUCAGUGAACGAAAGCAGUUUGGCUCGGGGGAAGGCCAUUUCAACCCUGGCAAUCCCAUGGCUGACAUUCCUUUGGCUAACUUGAAAUCCUAUAAACAAGCAUCAGGACCAGUGGAGAGUCCGAAGGAGAACCAGCUAUAA